AUGAAUUCCAAUAAUAAGGUGGAUUGUGAAUAUCCAGAACAUUAUAUGCUUGAUAUCGAGGAGAAGAAACCAGCAUAGUAAUAGAAUUUUAUGCCCUUUUUGCCAUACGGAGUAAUAUCCAAUCUUGAGAACCAAGUGAAGAGAGUCAGAAGUUCUGCUGAAAUUAAAUAGGAGGACAGACAGAUGAUCAAGAAUGAUUCGUAGGCCUCCUUAAAAGAUGAUGUCUUGUGUCUACAGAAUAUAAAGGGGAAUGUGAAGAAUGCCUAUAUAAAGAAAAUCAGUUCUCUCCUCAAUGUAAGUAUGGAGGAGGACAAAGAGAAACUGCUUCCUUCAAAAAGAGUCAAGGAUAACGUGUCUUCGAACUCUUCCAAAUAGUUGGACAAUGAGGAUUUAAAGAUGCAGAAAAAUCGGGAAAGUGCUAGAAAUUCGAGAUAAAGGAAGAAGCUAUACAUUGGGUUGUUGGAGAAGAAAGUCGAGGAUUUGAAUGGACAGAUCGAGGGACUCCGAUAACAGACAGAGAUCACAUUCAAGCACAUCCACAACAUCAUUGAACACAAUCAAUGUUUCAAAGGAAUGAUCAUCGAGCAGGCUCAGAUAUUCGAUUAAUUGCAAAGCAAAGACCCUGAGACCACUGAGGGACAGGAGAUGCAGGCUUUACUCACUGACUCAUACAAGUUGAAGUUUAGUGCCACAGGUUCAAAACGAAAGCAAUACAUUAGAUAUUGCUUUUAGAAUGUAGCCCGUAUUUUGAUGGAUGGUAAUUACGGGACUCUACUCUUUGGAAGUAAUUGUCUCACUAAAAAUUUUCAACUGCUUGAAGAUGAAGAAUUGCAUGAGUAUGUCAAGCAAUUCAAAGAAAUCACUGGAUGCAGCGAAGAGAAAAUGCAGAACACUAUCAUCCACAUCGUGAGACGCAUCCUGGAGCACAAGCGCUCUUUUUCUUAUCUUAUCAAACAAAUGAAAUGCAAAUCCAAAGACCUCAGGAUCUGUCAGUAGCAAUUGGAUGAUCAAAUCGAUGAAAUGACUGCUCAAAUGACUCCCCAACAGUUCACAUCUCUCCUUAUCAAUCUCAAUAAAGAUGAAAUCAAAGUCAAGGAGAACUAUCCAACCACCAAACCAGACAUCUCGGUCUAAUAGUAAUAACAACAAUAGUAAUAGCAGUAACUUCUGAACCAAUACAAGUUUUUGCCUUAAAUAUCUCUUGAGUUGUUACUUAACAAUAAGAAUACACCAUUCUUACUUCCUAAUAAUUUAAUGAUUGACCCAUUGUAAUUCAACGAUUUAAUUUAAAAGAAGUUUUGUAAAUAAGCAUGA
Molecule: messenger RNA, 1314 nt
Organism: Paramecium tetraurelia
Lineage: Eukaryota; Ciliophora; Oligohymenophorea; Peniculida; Parameciidae
Exons: 5
Biological process (GO): regulation of DNA-templated transcription
Molecular function (GO): DNA-binding transcription factor activity
Source: RefSeq, a predicted model, not a curated record